AUGUCAAGCUCUCCUGAUGCGGCCAAUCAUGAACCUACAGCCAGACCGCGAUAUCGUGCAAAAGAUUGGUGGCCAGACAUGAAUAGCGAUAUGAGUGUUUCACCUCAGCAAUCACCGUCCCCGCAAAAAGGAUACCUACCUACAUCACCCAAUGCAAGAGACUUUGUCAUGACACAGGCUAUCGACUCGGAGGGUCGACCUCGACAAACACCAAAUGGUACCCAAUUAGGCGAGGGGAAAUUGCAUGGCUCUCAGAACCGGCCGGAUUAUCACAAUAAAAUAUCGUAUUCUAAAGCAUUGCCGUCUCGCCAAAGAAUGACAGGAAAAAGAGUCAAUGACGAUCUUGGCCGCCCCAUAACAAGUGCCUCGCCGUCUGAAGAUAAACUUGCCACACUGUACUCUGAUCUCGCCAAUCCCAUAUCAAAUGCCUCGCCAUUGGAAGACAAACUCGCCGCACUAUAUGUCAACCUUGGCCGUCCUGUAUCAAAUUCCUUGCCAUCUGAAGACAAACUCGCUGAACUCUAUAACGGACUCCAAGGGUACAAAAACCCUGAUUCACACUCUGCAACUGAGCAUCCGUCAGAGUCUCCUCAGUAUCAAGAUUCGUCGACAUUUAAAGAUGCACUCGCUCUGAUCUAUUCAAACCUCUCACCUUCGAUUAACAGCACCACAUCACCAUGUCAAGAUGAUCUGGCUCGACUGUACCUCAAUCUUGCACCAGCCCAAGCUAACAAAUCCAAUCAUGCCAAAACCCCCUCGCCGAACCAGUAUAAUUCAGUAGCGGGCUUGCAGGACACCAACAGCUCAUCGCCACACGAAGACAAACUUGAAGCACUCUACACCCGGAUAUCAGGGCCUUCCAAUGUCUCUGAACAUUGCAAAAAAUCGGCAUUAGGUUCACCCAGUUUGAAUCGGAAUGCCUCGCCGACAACCUAUCGGAAUGCCUUGCCAACAACUUUCACAUUGCCAUCGCUCCACGAAAACGCCAAACCAUCAAGAUCAAAUCUUAUAACCGAUGACCUGGCCUCUAUGUACACUAAUUUGGGAGUACACCCUCCGGGAUCCAUGUCUUCAGUGGCUGCUCGCUAUGCACAUUCUCCUCACUCGCCUGAAGCCAACAACAUUGCUGGAAAACUGGCUGACAUUUUUAGUACACUCAAGCGCUCACCACAACCAUCUCGCCCUGAUAACUAUGACUCAAUUACCAUGAAACUACCUGACAGACCGGAUCCAUUUUUUGAUCUAACACCACUAUACGAGUACUAG
Molecule: messenger RNA, 1266 nt
Organism: Psilocybe cubensis
Lineage: Eukaryota; Fungi; Basidiomycota; Agaricomycetes; Agaricales; Agrocybaceae
Exons: 3
Coding region: 1-1266 (421 amino acids)
Source: RefSeq, a predicted model, not a curated record